Cynara cardunculus var. scolymus (artichoke) is the source of this 892-nucleotide messenger RNA. RefSeq lists its product as uncharacterized. The transcript is spliced from 3 exons. Lineage: Eukaryota; Viridiplantae; Streptophyta; Magnoliopsida; Asterales; Asteraceae. Bases 78 to 746 code for a protein of 222 amino acids. The record is from RefSeq and is a predicted model, not a curated record.
CCCUCACAACUUUUCUUCAUCUACACAGCCUUCAAUCUUCAUACGCACAACUCCAUACUUUCAUACAGAAUUUAGAGAUGGAGAGCAAAGAUUUACUGUACUGCGCAAUAACUGCCGUGCUCGGAAUAAUAUCGGCAGCCAUGGGUUUUGCAGGGGAGGUCACUAGGGUUAAGGUUACUGAAAUUUAUAUCGUGGACGAUACAUGCGUUUAUCCAAGUAGUCCAGCUCUCGCCCUUGGAAUCGUAGCAGCCGUGUUCGCGAUCAUUGCACGAAUUUACAUAAGUGUUUCGUUUGGCGGGUCUGGUUGUUGUCGAAGUGGUCCUAAUUCGACCCCAAUUUCAAAACUGUUUUUUGUACUCUCAUGGGUAGCUUCAGUGGGGGCCGUACUUUUACUGUUGGCAGCUGCAGGGCUGAAUCAUAGAGAAGGAGGAGAGAUUGAUUCAUAUGGUUAUAUAACAUGUUACGUUCCAAAACCUGGAAUCUUUGCAGCAGGAGCUGUUUUAGCUCUUUUAAGUGCAGGUUUAGGAAUUGUUGCUUAUAUCGUCAUCUUAUCUUCAACUGCACAAAGGACCACACAUCCUUCGAUCGGAUUACCAGCAGCACAUGCCAAUGUUGAUGUAGAAAAAUAUCCUCAACAAUACACUCCUCAGCAAUACACUCAUCAACAAUAUCCUCCUCAGCAAUACACUCAUCAACAAUAUCCACCUCAGCAAUAUCCUCCUCAGCAAUACCCUACACACCAGUGAUUAAAAGAAAACAAAUGGGAAUAUUUGCAUCAGUCGGUUGAGUCGGACGAUCAAGACGAGAUAUAAAGAUCAUUUUACACACGUUUUCGAAUCUGUUGUUAGAUUGUUUACUUGAUGUAUUUGAGUAGAAUAUAUGUAAUUACAUA